AUGGAUUCUAUGGAUCUUUUAGCGCGAGAAAAUGAAUUUAAAAAACUCAACAAGCAGUUACAGAAGAAAACUGAAAGUCUAAUGAAGGAAAUAGAGAAUGUGAUGCAAAAGCAAGAUAUUUUUUCAGAUAUAUCACCAAAUCUUAGAGUUACUCCUCCUAACAAUUUAAAAAAACAUUGCUGUGAUUUAACUAAAGCAACCACAUCGAACAGCUUGAAUAAUAGUAAUAAAGAUAACAUCAAAAACAAAGAAAAAGUAUUAGGAGUUAAUCUGGAUAAUGACAUAUCUGUACAGGACAAAAAUCAAAAUAAGUACCAUUUUAGAACACACAGUAAAUCUGAUUGCACGGAGCAAGUUACAUGUCACAAUUGCUCAUUUGAUUCAAAUGAGAAGAUGCAAAAUGAUCUAGAAUUUUUAUAUGCAUUUGUUUCUGUUAAUGUUAAGGACAACAUACUGCCACACUCAUUUUUAAAAGAGAGAGUAACAGUCGAGAGUGUUUGCAAGUUUUUAUCGGCGAAAGUGAAACUAAUGCAGGAACAAUUGAAUAAAAUGCAAAGUACUAUAGACAAAAAGACUCAGCAGUGCGAGAGUCAUCUCACUCAACUGGCGGAGUUGGAGAGUGAGCGGAUGACGCUGUUGAAUAAAGCGAACAGUAUGCGAGCGGAUACAGCUGAUAUGAGAGCAAAGGUCUUGACGCUACAGGGUAAACUUGAUGACAAGGACCGUCUGUACAAAGAACAAAGAAGCACCACAGACCGACUGACGAGCGAACUAAAACAGGUCAAAAGUAAAAACGCCAGUUUGGAAGCCCGAUGCGCCUCGCAAGAAGAAGCUGUUGCCACACUCAAGCAACAGCUGGAAAUUGCUAGAAUAACAGAGAAGGAAUUCCGAGAUUCAACGCGUAGCCUGUCAGCCUCGCAUCAAAACGCCAUUUCCCGGCUCGAAUCACGCGUCAAAUAUCUGACAAGUUGCAUAGACAAGCAGAACUCGCUCAUAGACAAUUUAAAGAAACAGAACGCUCUGUUGACAGCAGAGGGCGCUUUGAAAGCUCUGGAAAAGGAAUACAGUAACUUAUUAAAUCAAGACUUUUGA
Molecule: messenger RNA, 1092 nt
Organism: Parnassius apollo (apollo)
Lineage: Eukaryota; Metazoa; Arthropoda; Insecta; Lepidoptera; Papilionidae
Source: the annotation of a GenBank genome assembly